Molecule: messenger RNA, 3823 nt
Organism: Hydractinia symbiolongicarpus
Lineage: Eukaryota; Metazoa; Cnidaria; Hydrozoa; Anthoathecata; Hydractiniidae
Product: WD repeat-containing protein 6-like
Exons: 23
Coding region: 428-3751 (1107 amino acids)
Biological process (GO): tRNA methylation
Cellular component (GO): cytoplasm
Molecular function (GO): protein binding
Source: RefSeq, a predicted model, not a curated record
UGCCGAAUGAAAAAUGUAUGUAAAUAGCUACUGGGAAUUUUGUACUUGCUAAGAUUGUUACAGUGAAAAAAUUGGUAAAUUUUUUAUAGCAUUUUUUUUUUUUAAAUUAGGCAUUCUGUUGGCAUGAAACUGUCAAGGAUGCUUAUGAGAGCCUUUUAACUGUAGUAUAUGUGGAAGACAGGAGAGAUAUGUCUGAUGAUGAAAAAAACAAAAAGCAACCAUUAAAUUCAUCAUUAUUGAAAGGUUUUAUUGCUGGAGUUUUGUUUUCACAUAUAAACAAAAGAUUUGUCAUUGGUGCACUUAUUGGGACACUUGGUGGAAUGUUUGCAGAACAAAAUUAUAAGGAACUUCCAAACAUAAAACUAAUAGCCAAUGAGUGGAUUGAACAUAUUAAAGAAGGAAGUAAACCAAGAAAAUAAAAGUUGUAAUGGAAUCUUGUUCAAAACUGCCUGUUACAUCUUUAAAAAUAUUUAAUAAUUUACUAUUAACAGGUCAAGGUUCAAAACUGGUUAUAUAUUCCUUAAGUUCAAAUAAGAAGUUAAGUAGUACAAAGAUAUUUAGAAGCAGUCGUGUUCACAAAAUAUGUGGUGAAAAUGAAAAGAAACUUUCAACAAACUUUGUAAUCUUGGGGGCCAGAAGUGCUCGAUGUGUGAGAAUCUCAUUUACUGAGGAUAAAGCCAGUGUAUCUGUUUUAAGUGAAGAAAAUAUUUUUAAAGCAUGGAUAUGGGAUGGUGUAUGGUGUAGCGAUGAUACCAUUUUGUUUAUUUCUGCUCACAACACAACAUUUAUAUGGCAUCCUUUUUCUGGUAAAAACACAUUAGUUUCUAGCUGUACUCAGCAAUGUAUAUUAUACUCUGCUACUUUUGGUACCGUGAAUAGUAAUACAGUAGUGGCAGCCGGGACUGUUUUCAAUCAGGUUUUGCUUUGGAAACCUAAACUUAAAGAUUACAUAAAGGAGCACAGCUUUGUACCGAUUUAUAAGAAGUUUGUUGGUCAUGAGGGUGUAAUAUUUGGAAUUCAGUUUCAUUCAACAUGUCAGCAAAUUAUGUCCGUAUCUGAUGACCGCAGCAUUCGAUUAUGGUCCAUUCAAGAUGAAACAUGUAUAAGGGUUCUCUAUGGUCACGCUGCCCGUGUUUGGGAUGCAAGAUAUUGUGAUAGUGGUAUUGUUAGUGUUGGUGAAGAUUCAGUAUGUCUUGUGUGGAACCUUGAUGGUCAAGUAGUCAAAAAAUACAGUGGUCACAAAGGCAAAAGCAUUUGGAGUUUGGAUGUAUCAAAAAACACUAUUGUUACGGGUGGUGGUGAUGGUGGUAUUAGAAGGUGGGACACAUUGGAAGAACUCGUCAUACGUAACGGACCUUCGUUAGAGCUUUCUAUACCAACUGAAUCUGACGAUUUUCCACGCUCUAUCAAGUUGUGUGGACAUGAUGCGAUUAUGACGUGUACAAAUGAAGGUGUCGUGUGGAAGUAUGUUCUUUCAUCAAAAACAUGGACAAAAAUAUAUGAUGAUAAAAAAUUUCAAUCCUAUUGCUGUUUCGAUAUUUCUAGUAAUUUGGUUGCCAUGGGGAAUCUUAAUGGUGUCGUGGUUGUUUUUUUUAUUGAUAAUGCUAACAUUUUCUGUGUUAAAAAGAUAUGCAGUGGAAAAAUCUUUAGUUUAACGUGGCUCCUACAUAAUACAGCUGUUUUUCUGCUUCUCACUGGACCUGAAGGUGAAAUAAAGCUGCUUGCUGUCAAGAAAACGUCCACCUCCGUAACCAUCGACAUCAAAGUUUCAUUUUCAUUACCCCAUUCGCGACAAAGAUGGGUUUCUGCAGCCAGCCUGGUGAAAUACAGAGAAAAAAAUUUGGGGGAUGAUUUUUUGUUAGUGUGUGGGGACAGGAGAGGUUCUCUCCAUCUUUAUGAGCAGACUUCUCAGGACCCCAUACAAUCAAUAUUGGGAGUACAUGGAAAAACUGGUGUUACACAAGUUAUAUCUGUGGAUGGUUGCGUGUAUACAACAGGACGGAAUGGUGUUUAUCAGAAAUAUGAAGUAGAUCCGAUCAAGAAAUCUAUGGUGUUGCUUGAUAAGCAAAAGGCUUGCAAAGGAAUGGAUUGGAUUGAAGGUAUUUGGCUCAAUGAGGAUGAUGUGAUUGUCUAUGGUUUUUACAUGCAAUCUUAUUUCGCGGCUUGGAGCAAUCAAUCAAACGAACUGCUAUUUAAAAUCAAAUGCGGAGGAGGGUAUCGAUCUUGGGAUGUUCUCUUCCCUACCGCCGAUUAUAGAAUUUUAUCAUUUGCCUACUUAAAAGGUGCCAUCAUCAAUGCAGUUUCAUGUACUUGGAACACGAAAAGUCAUGGUCGAACUAUCCAGGAAAAUCUACAUGGUCGUGAAGUGUUGUGUAUGAAAAUAAUAGGAUGCACAUCAGUUGAGAAUGAAAAUCAUUACUUGAUAGCAACUUGCAGUGAAGAUACGACCAUCAAUUUUAUGUUGUAUAAUCCGGACAGCCUAUCCCUGACCGGCAUACACACCGCCACCGGUCACAUUGGAGGUAUAAAAGAUAUAUUCUUUUUACCCACAUCAAAGCAAGCUACAAACACACUGGAAGGUUUUUUUAUUUCUUGUGGAAGUCGAACAUCUUUGAAAGUUUGGUUUUUGAAAGAUUACAUGGUUUCUUCAUUCGUGCUUGCUCACAGCAAUAGUCCUUUACUAAGAAAUAAUAAAACAUGCAUGCUUGAUAAAAACCAGGGCGAUGUACAAAAUGGAACCAAUGACGCUAUUUUACAAAAUAACUUCCAAAGUACUAUACAUUUAGAAAGAUGGAAUAAUGAUUUUCAGAAAGAAAACCGUAGUGUUGAUAAUUUUCAAAGUAAUAUAACGUGUGGUCUUGUUGCGGAAAUUUUCAAUCCUGAAACGACCAUGAAGAAAGUGAAGUUAAAAAAUCAUGACUUGGUGGAUGACAUGAGAUUUUUAUGUUGUACUGCUUUCAUGUUGUCGGAUGUUUUUUCCGAUAUGUGGACGUCAGGUGUGAUGUGCUGUGUUUGCGCAUGCUCGGACGGUUUUGCCAGGAUAUACACGUUUUACAAUGCUACAUUCGAACUAUUAGCGACGUUGGACUUUCAUAAACAUUGCGUGCAAACUGUCGCUCAUUGUAACACUAAUGAGCGAUGUGUCGUUUUUACGACAGCUGCAGAUGGUAGGAUUGCGAUCUGGGAUGUUACGAAAGUGUUGCGAGAAUACCUCGAUAACUUACUGGAGCGUGAAGUUGCAACUUCUACAUUUGGACAUGAAAAUGUAACUACCGUUAAUCAUGUGAACCAAAACAAAUUUAAAUUCCAUGACAUUAAUACACCGGUAUUCAGUCUUACACAACCUAGCUGCUCCAUUAAAGUACAUCAAUCUGGGGUAAACGCAUUGGACGUUUUUGAAACUUCAACAGGGUUCUUGUUACUGUCUGGUGGGGACGAUAACGCAUUACACAUGUGUAAAAUUGAAUGUGACUUACAUGAAGAGACAAAGUUUUCUCAAAUACAUGCACAUAUAUCAUCUAUAUCAGCUGUGAAAAUCAUUAACGAUAAGCUAUGUGUAUCCACCAGCAUUGAUCAGCGAAUCAAAUUUUGGAAAAUGACGCCAUCUCGAUUCGUUCUGGUUCGUGAAAUCCUAUCAGAUGUUGCCGAUAUCAGCAAUUUGGAAAUUUGGAGCGACAGGCGGUGCAUUUAUGUCGGAGUAACUGGAAUUGGGAUCGAAAUUUUCAAACUAAGCUGCGAAGAACUAAUUUAGUAGUUGAAGUUUUAAAACUUUUUACAUGUGAAAAUUUUUGUAAAAAUAUUAGAAAUAUAUUUUUAAAAGCAA